CGGCGGGCCCGCGCCCCUGGCUCCUGGGCCAUGGCGCUGAGAGAGCUCAAAGUGUGUCUGCUGGGGGAUACAGGUGUAGGUAAAUCGAGUAUUGUGUGGCGAUUUGUGGAAGACAGUUUUGAUCCGAACAUCAACCCAACUAUAGGGGCAUCUUUUAUGACCAAGACUGUCCAGUACCAAAAUGAGCUACAUAAAUUCCUAAUCUGGGAUACGGCUGGACAAGAACGAUUUCGUGCCUUAGCGCCGAUGUAUUACCGAGGGUCAGCGGCAGCUAUAAUCGUCUAUGACAUCACAAAAGAAGAAACAUUUUCCACCUUAAAGAACUGGGUAAAGGAGCUCCGGCAGCACGGCCCGCCUAAUAUUGUGGUCGCCAUUGCCGGAAAUAAGUGCGAUCUGAUCGACGUCAGAGAAGUCAUGGAGAGAGACGCUAAGGACUACGCCGACUCCAUCCACGCAGUGUUUGUAGAGACCAGCGCAAAAAACGCCAUAAACAUAAAUGAACUCUUUAUAGAAAUUAGUCGAAGAAUUCCAUCCACUGACGCCAGCCCACCGCCUGGCAGUAAGGGCUUCAAACUCCGAAGACAGGCUUCAGAGCCGAAGCGAAGCUGCUGUUGACCGAGCCUCAGCCACUCAGACUUGGUGAUGAAGUAGGUGGUCCUUAGCAGGAGGGUUGGGGUCCCUGCCACAGGUUUUCACCUGGCCGGUCUUGGGUCUUCUUCGUGCAAAAAGGAUUCACAGAAAUGGACCAGUUGUGUUCUCUCGACAACUGCAGCAAUGAAAUUUCAGUCUCUGGACUCUGUUAUGUGAAGAACCUCUGGUGUGCAAAGGACUACAUCACUGGUUUUUGACUUUGCUGAAAAGGAACAUAUCAUUGUAUGGAUGAUAGGAUUAAAUUGUUGAGUAGUUUUGUAAUCAAGAUUUUAUGUACCAUUUGUAAAGGGAAAAUUAGCACUUUCAUGGUUCUUGAGGGGGAGAAAAAGACCUUGUGGAGAUGGUGAUUUCCUCGGUUUCCCAUUGCCACUGUUUUAGGGAGCUGCACUAUUUAAAAUGUGGUCGGCUAUCAAAAGUGGCGGGAUGGCGAUUACUAUUUGAAGCUAAAACGAGUCAUGUAUAGGAUUGAUGGAAAAGAUUUCACCCCCCUGCCAUCUCUAACGCACUUUUCAUUGAAAAUACUGGCCAACAAUGCAG
Trichechus manatus latirostris (Florida manatee) is the source of this 1188-nucleotide messenger RNA. It is a transcript of the gene RAB22A, whose product is annotated as RAB22A, member RAS oncogene family. NCBI's taxonomy places the organism in Eukaryota, Metazoa, Chordata, Mammalia, Sirenia, Trichechidae. Gene Ontology annotation, molecular function: GTP binding; GTPase activity. The record is from RefSeq and is a predicted model, not a curated record. Gene Ontology annotation, biological process: vesicle-mediated transport. Bases 31 to 615 code for a protein of 194 amino acids. The transcript is spliced from 7 exons.